AUGCAUACCAGAAAGCCCCAUUCUCCUUUUCAAAGACAACAUAUGAUGGAUUGCGAUCUCUCAGCCCAGCAGGAUACGGGGACCAUGCAAGCUGUAAUUGGUCAGGAUCCAAUGAUAGCUGGACAAGUCAGUAAGCCCUUGCUGUCAGCGCAGAGUGAAAUGAAUGCGGAGUUGAGAGGUGAAGACAAGGCUGCUACUCCAGACAGCGAGCUGAAUGAGUCCCUGCUUGUGCCUGUGGAAUCAAAUGACAGCGAGGACACUCCCAGCAAGCUCUUCGGGGCCAGAGGAAACCCGGCUUUAUCAGACCCAGGCACUCCUGACCAACACCAGGCCAGUCAGACCCACCCCCCUUUCUCGGUUGGGCCUCAGCCACUUCUGACAGCACAACAGUUGGCCUCCGCUGUCGCUGGCGUGAUGCCGGGGGGCACACCGGCCCUCAACCAGCCCAUCCUGAUCCCCUUCAACAUGGCUGGACAGCUAGGAGGACAACAAGGACUGGUCCUCACACUGCCUACCGCGAAUCUCACCAACAUCCAAGGGCUGGUAGCAGCAGCUGCAGCUGGAGGCAUUAUGACUCUACCAUUGCAAAAUCUACAAGCUACCUCACCCCUGAACUCCCAGCUCCAGCAGCUGCAGCAGCUGCAGCAGCUCCCGCCGCCCGCCCAGCACCCGCCGCCCGGGCCGCCCGCGCAGCCCCCGCAGCCCCCGCAGCCGCAGCCGCCGCCGCCGCCGCAGCCCCCGCAGCCGCAGCCGCAGCCGCAGCCGCACAACCACAACCACAGCCGAGCGUCCCCGCCGCAGCAGAGCGCAAGCCCCCCUCAGAAAGCCAGCCAGUCGCCGGGACAGGGCCUGCCGUCGCCGCUCACGCCACCCAAUCCUCUGCAGCUGGUUAAUAAUCCACUAGCAAGUCAGGCUGCAGCAGCAGUAGCCAUGGGCUCCGUAGCAAGUUCACAGGCCUUUGGCAAUGCCCUCUCCAGUCUUCAGGGGGUCACGGGUCAACUAGUUACUAAUGCACAAGGACAGAUCAUUGGGACUAUUCCUCUGAUGCCGAAUCCGGGGCCAUCAAGCCAAGCAGCGAGCGGCACUCAGGGCCUCCAAGUACAGCCCAACCCCCAGCUCCUGACCAACGCCCAGGGCCAGAUCAUUGCCACAGUCAUCGGAAACCAGAUCCUGCCAGUGAUCAACACCCAGGGCAUCACGCUUUCACCCAUCAAGCCCGGCCAGCAGCUCCACCAAACCUCCCAGACGUCAGUGGGUCAAGCAGCCUCCCAAAGCAACCUUCUGCACCUGGCUCAUAGCCAAGCAUCCAUGUCUCAAAGCCCCGUCCGGCAGGCUUCUUCUUCCUCCUCCUCAUCCUCCUCUUCUUCAGCUUUGAGCGUGGGGCAGUUAGUCAGCAAUCCUCAAACGGCAGCGGGUGAGGUGGAUGGGGUUAAUCUGGAGGAGAUCCGAGAAUUUGCCAAAGCUUUUAAAAUCCGGCGCCUGUCCCUUGGCCUGACCCAGACUCAGGUGGGACAGGCUCUCAGUGCUACAGAGGGCCCCGCGUACAGCCAGUCGGCCAUCUGCAGACACACCAUCCUGAGAAGCCACUUUUUCCUACCACAGGAAGCCCAAGAGAACACUAUAGCUAGCAGUCUGACAGCCAAACUGAACCCUGGCCUUUUGUAUCCUGCCAGGUUUGAAAAGCUGGACAUCACCCCUAAAAGUGCCCAGAAGAUCAAGCCGGUGCUUGAGCGGUGGAUGGCUGAGGCUGAGGCCCGCCACCGAGCAGGUGUGCAGAACCUCACCGAGUUUAUUGGGAGUGAACCGUCCAAAAAGCGCAAGCGGCGCACCUCCUUCACCCCCCAGGCUCUUGAGAUCCUCAAUGCCCACUUUGAGAAGAACACACACCCCUCUGGGCAGGAAAUGACCGAGAUUGCCGAGAAGCUGAACUAUGAUCGGGAAGUAGUUAGAGUUUGGUUCUGCAAUAAGAGGCAAGCCCUGAAGAACACAAUUAAACGCUUAAAACAGCACGAGCCGGCCUCGGCCGUCCCCCUGGAGCCCUUAACAGACUCUCUGGAAGACAACUCCUAA
This is a messenger RNA of Nyctereutes procyonoides (raccoon dog), 2070 nucleotides long. It is a transcript of the gene POU6F2, whose product is annotated as POU class 6 homeobox 2. Gene Ontology annotation, molecular function: DNA-binding transcription factor activity, RNA polymerase II-specific; RNA polymerase II cis-regulatory region sequence-specific DNA binding. Gene Ontology annotation, biological process: regulation of transcription by RNA polymerase II. Lineage: Eukaryota; Metazoa; Chordata; Mammalia; Carnivora; Canidae. The record is from RefSeq and is a predicted model, not a curated record.